AUGUUGUUGCUGCAACUCAAGGCUCCUGGGUUCCAGGGGCCACCCUCUAAGGCGCUGCUGGGGAGGGUAGCAGCCCUAGUCCCCCACAAGCCUCUUUGGACCUGCUCAGAAAUUCCCCUGGGGGGUGGGGAGGGCACCGAAGCAAACCGCCUGCAGGCUGCUGGAGGGGAGGCCCCUGCACGGGCCUGGGUGACCCUCCCUGACCUGGGGCCCUUCCAGGUGCCCCACAAGCCUGCACUUUGGGCGCUCCUGCUGGCGCUGCUGGGAGCCGCACCAGUCUGGGCCAGGCUCCGUGCCUGCAGCGUCCCGGACGUGCUCCGUCACUACCGCGCUGUCAUCUUCGAGGACCUGCAGGCCGCUGUGAGGCGGGGUGGGACAGGCUUCAGACACCUCCAUUUCACUCAGAAAAACCAGACUGGAGCGGCGGCCCCCCGACGGCGGGGUCGGGUGGGAGCCUCUUGUGGCGUCCAGAAGGAGCAUAGUAUCCUGCUGUCCAUCGCGACCCUGGGGCGGACUCUGCGCGGCGUGGUGGCUGGCGGCCGCCGCGGGGCGCUAGAGAAAGCGGCGUGGACCGUGGCCCUGCGCACGGAGGCGGUGAUGCGGCGCCACUGCUGGACCCUGCGCCAGAGGAGCCGGCGGCCCCAGUCACGCCGUGGCCUUGGCCAGCGCCGCGGUCGGAGGCGGCUCUUACUGCGCGCCCUGGACGCCGUCGCCACCUGCUGGGAGAAGCUGUUCGCACUGCGCGCCUCGGCCGCGGAGGGCUCCUAGUGCGCCUGCGCGGGGCCUGGGCGGGAGCCUCGUUUGGCCACGACGUCGGCCGGCCGCUGGGUCCUGGCCCCAGCCCCGUCGCUGCCCGGGCUCUCUGGAGGGCCCAGGACUUCAAGAUGGGAGCCCUGAGAGGCCUCAAUAAACCGAGCUGGCGCUGCGGUCCGGUUCUUCCCUUCGCCUGCUGGCCGUGGGCUGGGCCACCCCGGGAUGGGCCCCUCGGUAGCCGGCGCUGGGCUGUUGUCGUGCGCACGCACGUUUGGGGCCCCUGCGGGGUAGACUUCACGUGGACGGGGCAGCGCUCCCAGCCUUGGGCAGCAGGGGGCGGCUUGCGACACCGGACUGGACUCCCGCUCC
Molecule: messenger RNA, 1122 nt
Organism: Pteropus alecto (black flying fox)
Lineage: Eukaryota; Metazoa; Chordata; Mammalia; Chiroptera; Pteropodidae
Gene: CUNH20orf204
Product: chromosome unknown C20orf204 homolog
Exons: 4
Coding region: 1-768 (255 amino acids)
Source: RefSeq, a predicted model, not a curated record